Messenger RNA from Camellia sinensis, 884 nucleotides. Lineage: Eukaryota; Viridiplantae; Streptophyta; Magnoliopsida; Ericales; Theaceae. The record is from RefSeq and is a predicted model, not a curated record.
ACCCAUAUCAGAAACAGACUUUUUGGAUCUGCAACUCCAUCUCCAAGAGCUUUCUCACCCAUCAAAACUUCUUCUUCAAUGUGUAGCCACAUGCGAAGGACUAUCUACAAUGGUGGAUGCAACCCACAGAAGAUUGCUCCGGCGGUUCAAAUCAGGUCGGUGAUCCCAGUAUGUGCAGCGCCACCACUACCAGUGAGACCAACGCCACACCAACCCUACUCACUGAUUUCCCUGUGUUGGUUUAAGGCCAGCGUGAUGGUAUCUCCAUACCGGCCCUCCGGUGCUGUGCUACGGCACUCACGAAUCACGAUUUCCACACCCGCCCUGUUUUCCAGUUUGGUUACCACAGUGAGUGGUAGAGGCCAAAUCGGCGAAGACAUCGCCAAAGAGACCGCGAAGGAUUGGAAGGGCCUCCGCGUCACCGUGAAGCUCACCGUCCAGAACCGCCAGGCCAAAGUCUCCGUCGUCCCCUCCGCCGCCGCGCUCGUCAUCAAGGCCCUGAAAGAGCCCGAGCGCGAUCGCAAGAAGACGAAGAACAUCAAGCACACUGGAAACAUCUCUCUCGAUGAUGUUAUCGAGAUCGCCAAGGUCAUGAAGCCGAGAUCGAUGGCUAAAGAUCUCAGUGGUACUGUGAAGGAGAUUUUGGGUACGUGUGUUUCUGUUGGGUGUACGGUUGAUGGGAAGAGCCCUAAGGAUCUGCAGCAGGAGAUCGAUGAUGGAGAUGUUGAGAUUCCCCUGGAUUGAUUUGGUUAGGUUUCUUUUUAGGGUUUGUUCCAAGAUUCUGUUUUUUUUUUUUUUUGGAAUUUGAAAUUGUGGGUUUGAGUUUUUAUGUCUCCGAUUUUUGAUGAUUUGAGCUUGAAUUUUUUCAUUUGAGGAGAUGUAAA